Molecule: messenger RNA, 2153 nt
Organism: Astyanax mexicanus (Mexican tetra)
Lineage: Eukaryota; Metazoa; Chordata; Actinopteri; Characiformes; Acestrorhamphidae
Gene: omd
Product: osteomodulin
Exons: 3
Coding region: 408-1553 (381 amino acids)
Molecular function (GO): protein binding
Source: RefSeq, a predicted model, not a curated record
UCGAUGGUCCAAUGUUUUGUCUGGAAAGUGUAGCCUCACCUCUGCUCAACAAAAGAGGAAAGGAAAAAAGAAGCAGCAGAUGAGAGCACAAGACUGGACUGAGGUCACUGAGCACAUGGAACCCAAGGCUUCCAGGAUCAUUUCCCCAGCAGAGAGGCAGACCUCAGCCUCGCUCUAAUGCAUACAGGACCGCUGCGAGGACAAAAAACAGCCGGGCCGUAUUUCAGCUCAUCUGAGGGGGAAAAAAAACAUCCCCAGUUGCCUAAAGCAACAUCACCCAACCUAAGAGGAUCCCCCCAGUGCUGCUGUAUCUGGCUUUCAUCUACAGGCAAUCAAUCGCACCACUGAUACCUCCCAGGGAGAGUAACUCAUAUACAGACAGACAUCAACAAGAAACAACAAGCCAAAUGAUGAGUCUUCUCUGCAGACGGACAAUACAGACAAUAUUCAUACUUGUUUUGCUUACUGAAUUACAAGUGCUCUGCCAAGAUUAUGAAACCAACUACGAUGACUAUGACGUAGAAGAAGAGUCACAGCCAGAGGUUCCUUUCCUGGUUGGACCUCAGGAAUCUGAUAAUACUAACACAGUUGAAUCCUACGAAUGUGCCAGAGAGUGCAUCUGUCCAUACUCAUACCCCUUCGCAAUGUACUGUGACCAUCAGAAACUUAAAGCCAUCCCAGAUGUUCCGAGUCACAUCCAUCAUCUGUACCUUCAGUAUAACGAGAUUGAAGCCAUCACUUCCAAACCUUUCACCAAUGCGACAUCCCUCAGAGACAUCAAUCUAAGCCACAAUAAGCUUCAAUCUUCUCGCGUAGAAAGGGAAGCCUUCACCACACUGAGACACCUCAUUCAUCUCCACCUGGAGCACAACAACUUGGAAGAAGUCCCUCCAUCUUUGCCCAAAACUCUCCAGAGACUUCACCUUGGCUUCAACAAAAUCUCCAAGAUCCCAGCAGACACGAUUCAGAAACUAACCAGCAUCACGGUCCUCGACUUGUGCAACAACAGGCUAACCGACGCUGGCAUCAAAGGAAAGGCCCUGUCCGGAAUGAAGCACCUCAUGCAGAUUAACAUGUGCAACAACAGGCUCAAGUCCAUGCCGUCGGACCUUCCAGAAUCCUUGCUGCAGCUCUCAGUGGAGAACAACUCCAUCAGCUCCAUUCCCGAGGGCUACUUUAAAAAAACUCCCAAAAUCCUGUCUCUCAGGGCAGCGCGCAACAAGCUUAAGGCAGUUCCUUACAAUGCCUUCAACCUGUCCAGGCUGAUGGAUCUGAACCUGGGCCACAACCAGCUCUCCAAAACCUUUUUCAUUCCCAAGACCUUGGAACAUCUAUAUCUCAAUCACAAUGACUACAAAGAGCUGAAUGUUUCUCUUAUGUGCCCAUCAGUGGACCAGGACAACCCAAAUAAGCUAACUUACCUUCGUAUUGACAACAAUAAGCUAAGAGGACCUGUGGACUUCCAUGCCUACACGUGUUUCCCAAGGAUGCGGAUGAUUUUUUAUGGUGAACAAAAGAAACUCGAGGAGUACGAACCUUCAGCUAAAGAAUAAACGUGGGAAAAAUUCACAAGCUAAAACGCUCAAGCGAUCUUAUAUUAUUUAAAAGCUUCUCUAGACUGAUGUUACUGAUGAACCUAGGGUUUAAAAACUUACUGUAAACUAGAUAAUAAUGAUGCAAAAGUAAGACAUAGACAGGGAAAAAAAAAAACAAUAUUGAGAUCAACAUUCAGUCUGUGAGUUUUUACCAUCUCUUGCAUGAGCAUGAUUCGAGUUUCUUGGCAUGGAAAUACCAAUAGUUUUAUAUUCACUUUAGUUGUAACUAAAAUAAAGACACUGCUUAUGCUGCAUUUAAAUGUGUAGAGCUGCUUUAAUAAGAUACAGAAAUUAUUUGUUACAAUGAGAUCCCCCUGAUACUGUAUGUGCAGUUGUAUUAGCAUGAGCACAGGACUGCUUUUAUGUACAUUCCCAAAAAUCCACAGCUUAAUAUUAAGAAAAUACACAAAGCAUGGCACUUCUUGGUGCAACUGUAAAUGUACCAUGUAUAUACACUCACUUAUGUAUAGGUUGUGAAAGCAAAUUAUUGUAUUUUCAGAAUUCUUUUGCAUGAAAAUUUUGAAAUUAAGAAUUAAAGUAUCACACUUUCUGAAUGUA